CUCUAGCUUCAGGACUGACAGAGUCAAGACAAUCAAGAUGACAAACGAACCUAUUAAAGAGAUCCUGGGUGCUCCAAAGCUUCCUGAUUCUAUGACCACGGAGAAGGGUAAUAACAAUGACUGUGUGAUAACCACCAUCCCUCUGGUCAGCGAAUGCCAGCUGACUGCAGCAACAGGGGGAGCAGAACUCUCCUGUUACCGCUGUACCAUUCCCUUCGGUGUGGUUAUCCUCAUAGCUGGCAUUGUGGUUACUGCUGUGGCAUACAGCUUCAAUUCCCAUGGAUCAAUCAUCUCAGUCUUUGGGUUAGUCCUCUUGUCAUCAGGACUGCUUUUGCUGGCUUCUAGUGCAGUGUGCUGGAAAAUCAGGCAGCAAAAAAAGAAAGCAAAGAGGCGGGAGAGCCAAACAGCGCUUGUGGCAAACCAGCGAACCUUGUUUGGUUAAAGAUAACCAAGAGAAGGCUGGACAGAAGACAGAACUUUUGUGAGUCAACUUGAGUAUUUAUCAGUAGGAGAGAUUGCAGGUUUUAAUUUAACUUUGGAAAUGAACCGAAAUGAAAAUGGAAUGGAAUAAGAAAUACUCUUAAAAACUCUUCAAGUGCUCUUAAUGCUUUUCUUACUAGAGACUUGUUAGUGAUUCUUUCCAAGACGGAGGAAAAACCACUUUUCCUUCACAGAAAACAGUAUCAUCAGAACUGCAAUCAUCAUAACUGCAUUUUCCAACAUGCUGAUCAUGUUGGAAGGAGAACUUGUGAGAACUAAGAAAAUAAUUUGAAUUGACUUGAAAUGCCAGAGACCUCCUUAAAAUACACACUGUGACAUUUGACCAAGGGGAGAAGUCAUAGCAUUUGAAGUGACUGAAAAUCUUAUGGCCAGAUUGUCUGUAACUUAAAUUG
This is a messenger RNA of Chaetura pelagica (chimney swift), 893 nucleotides long. RefSeq names its product transmembrane protein 100 (gene TMEM100). The record is from RefSeq and is a predicted model, not a curated record. Bases 38 to 442 code for a protein of 134 amino acids. The transcript has a single exon. Gene Ontology annotation, biological process: cellular response to BMP stimulus. Lineage: Eukaryota; Metazoa; Chordata; Aves; Apodiformes; Apodidae.